AGCUGCAGGUGACAGUGAAAGAGGGACAAGAGGAGGAGGGGUUUGUAGCCUUAGAGAGGAGGGUGCAACACUUUCAGGAUCCUUGGUGCAUAGUAGCUAGGAGGGGCAGGGAAAGUAACAGCCACUGCAGGUGGAGAGGGAGGAGUGGAAAAGUGUGGGGGAGGAAGGACUGUUCCCUGCCAGGCAUAGCGGGAAGUUGGGGGUGGGGAAUAGAGGCAGAAGAAGUGAGCAAAGCUGGAGGAGGCAGGGAGCAUGGAUUCCUAGCUGCGCCAGGUACAGGUUCAGCCAGAGCCAGGUGGCCCGCCGGAAGCCUCAGGGUGACCUCUGGGUGAGGGAUCCAGGCAGAAGAAGCAGGUGCCAUGGCCUGGAGCUGGUGGCUGCAGCAGGUGCUGCUCCUCACCUGGCUGCCUGCAGGCUGCCUUUCCCUGCUGGUCACAGUACAGGAUAAGGAGCGUUACACCACGCUCUUUGCAUCUGUGAUCCUCCAGUGUGACUACAGCACCUCAGCGCAGCUACAGGAUGUCAUAGUGACUUGGCGCUUCAAAUCCUUCUGCAAGGAUCCCAUCUUUGAUUACUACUCUGCUUCCUACCAGGCUGGUUUAGCUCUUGGCCAGGACCCAUCAGAUGACUGCAAUGAUAGUCAGCGGGAGGGCCGCAACAUCAUUCAGAAACGCGGACAGAACGAGCCUGUGCUUGGCACAGAUUACAGACAGCGCAAGAUCACCAUUCAGAACCGAGCAGAUCUUGUGAUUAAUGAAGUAAUGUGGUGGGACCAUGGAAUGUACUACUGUAUUGUUGAGGCUCCAGGAGACACAUCUGGUGACCCUGACAAAGAGGUUAAGCUAAUUGUUUUACAUUGGCUAACCGUGAUCUUCAUCGUUCUUGGUGGUCUCCUCUUGCUCUUGCUGAUUGGGGUGUGCUGUUGCCAGUGUUGUCCCCAAUACUGCUGCUGCCAUAUCCAGUGUCCCUGCUGCCCAACUCAGUGCUGCUGCAAUGAAGAAGUUUUGGCACGACACCGGUUCCUGAAGCAGACUCGUUCCCUUGUGCCAUGGAUGUCACAAUCUCCAUUCUACAUGGGAGGUGACAAGAACUCCAAACUCUCUACCUACCAGCUAAACCCACUGCUGCAACGAGAUGUCUCUCUGCAGAGCAGCCUCCCCAUGGUGCCAUCACAGGGGCAGUUGCCUCCCAGCAACAGGGUCUUGGACUAUCUGGAAUCUGAGAUCCAAAAAUUCAACCCCUCCCAACCCUUGCCACCCUCCCAAAAAAUUGGGGCUGGCCAGCAUUCCAGCAUCCUUUCCUCCCUGAACUCGGAGAUCGUGGAGCGUAGAGUAAUCCAUCUGCCUCCCAUCAUCGAGUGUGCCCCUUCCUCACAGAGGACCAGCAGCUCGUCACGCCUGCAGCGACCUGCCCGGACCGCAGGAUCCUGGGACUCUGCAACAGAAGAUGAGAGGGAAAACAGGAGGCGACACCAGUCUCAGGAUGGAGAUUCCUACUCCAGCUAUGAGCAGGGGUCCUGGGACAGGUGGCGAGACCAGCAUCCUCGAAGGCAGAGGGAUGCCAGCUACAAUAGCAGGCGCCAGAGCUCCCGAUGGGACACGUCACCUACAAGACAGCCAGAAAGGGGUAGGAAUGGUGGCAACUUCAACUCCUAUUCUGGGGAGGGAGAAACCAGGGGGCACUCAGGGCGCCACUAUGACUCAAGGCCCCAGGCCUCGGGGAGACGAGACCAUCAGCGCCCUACCAGACGGAGCAACAAUUCAGAGAACUGGAAGCGGCGGCGGCCUCGCAGCUACUCUCCGCCCUCAGGGAGAGAGUCAUGGAGCUCUAUGGAUGAGCGGGAGCAUUCCCCAGCGACCCGCAGGCCACGCCACCACCGUUCCCCAAACUGGCCCGAAGACAAACCUCCCAGUUACCGCUCACUGGAGAUCAUCCCGACCAAGAGUGGCAAGCCCAGAAACAGCACAGGGCAGCAAUCGGAUCGAGGAAGCUCCCGCAGUGGAAGAAGCGUUGUCAUCUAAUGCGUGCUGUGCUGAAAGGGCCAAGAUUCCUUAUGGUUCUGCUUUGCCGGGGUCCCUCUCUGCCUUUCCUGCGCAUACAUUGAUAUGACUGCUUCUGAUUGUUGCAGGUCUCCUGCUCAGGAGGAUAAAGCAGGUCCCCACUGCAUUUGUGACUGAGGAAAUCUGUGCCUAAGGGCCACAAGAUGCCUGGCUCGUAAUACCAUCUAAAUGCCUUGAUACCUGUUCCCUACCCAAGGAAUUUAAGUAGUUAACAGGCCAUGGUUUGAAAGCAUUCCUUUUGAAGGGAAGACAUUUUUUUUCUGUGUUCAGCACCACAAAAGCAUGUUUCUCUGCUUUGAGCCUGCCUUUUUAUCUGGUUGGGUGUCCUGGAACUAAGAAGGAAGUCCUUGGAACACUCCUCCUUUGCAAACUGCUCACCCAGUUAAUACUCAGGCAGAACCCAUAGGGUGACAGGACAGUGUCUUAUUUCUUUGAUUCAGGAUGCCAGCAAGUAUGGUGUGUGUGUGUGUGUGUGAGUGUAAGAUUCACCAGCAAACAUCUGAUUGUACACUGUGCUAAUGAAGUAGUUUCCUGUUUGCCCCUUAAUGGACUCAAGUAAACUUGUUUCUGUGAGGUAAUGGAAACAUCAAAAUGCCUUACUGCAUCUGGCGAUAGCUGCACAUACCCAGAUUGCUCUCAGCAACUUCUGUGCUUGAUGAACAUUACUAGCUGGUUCGGUUUGUAUUGACAAGUCCAUCUGCCCCAGCACAAAGACCUUCAUAAGGAGCUUGAGGUGCUCUAUCCUGCCCAUUGACCUGGACUUCAGUACUAUUAACUUGGGAGCAUGUUGAUCUACCAAGGUUCAGGUAUUGCAGGCUGCUGUUUUAUUCUCGGGGCCUAAGAUGGUGGGCAGCUACUAUCCUAGGUACUGUG
Messenger RNA from Alligator sinensis (Chinese alligator), 2933 nucleotides. RefSeq names its product immunoglobulin like domain containing receptor 1 (gene ILDR1). Gene Ontology annotation, molecular function: high-density lipoprotein particle receptor activity. Gene Ontology annotation, cellular component: plasma membrane. NCBI's taxonomy places the organism in Eukaryota, Metazoa, Chordata, Crocodylia, Alligatoridae. The transcript has 8 exons. The record is from RefSeq and is a predicted model, not a curated record. The coding region runs from base 360 to 2021 and encodes 553 amino acids.